UCUCUUCUAAUUACCCUUCUGUCCUGUCCAAUGUUAUACUAACGAGCAAUGGUAGCUUCUCUACGUUUCUGGCUUUAUAGUUCGUUCACAAAAAUAAGCGAUGGCCGGCGGCGGACAAUCUCUAUCGCUCAUGUGAAAACUUUGCAGCAGCUACAUGAUCUUAGCCGCGCGAUGGAGGAAUCGAGUAAUCAUUCUCCAUGGGUGGGGUAGUAGAGAGUGAAACAUGUGCGCCCAAUCCACAUUCACAGGCCGUUUAAGGUAGGGAUAAAGCGCGAUACUGCUGCGGUUUAUCUUCGCCGAUCCUUCCGCCACCCUAAAGUCAACUACCCACCGCCCGCUAUAACAACUUCCGCUCGCCGAGGUAUAUCAGCACCGACAUAUCCCUUUUUCACCCUCGCCCAUCAUUCGCCCACUAUGCGGCGAGGUGCACAACUGUCCGUCGGCGAUAUUAGCAGGCCUGAAAACCGCGUGCUGCGCGUGACCAACCUCCAUUAUGACGCGACAGAUAAUGACGUCCAAGCUCUCUUCGACGGUUAUGGCCUCGUAGAUUGGAAGCGAGACUACAAUUCGAUGAGCGGAAAGCCUUCCGUCGGUUAUGUGCUCAUGGCUACUUUUCAGGAUGUCAACCGCGCCCAAAAAGAGCUGGACGGGAAGGAGCUCCUGGGUCGCGCUGUGCGAGUCUGGCGUGCAAAGGCGGGAUUCCAGCUGAACGAGUACGGCCUCUUGAAUCACCCCCCGCCUGAGCUCUUUUCUUCAGCGCCGCUUGCCAGAACCAACUACCUCCCUCCGUAUGUGGAAGACCAGGAGUCUCGCCCCAUUUCACCAUACACACCCCGCCGUCAGACACGUACGAGGUCGGAAGAUCCCCAGAAGCGCGUUCUGCUUGUCAACAACCUGCACCCAGAAGCAAACGAAAGCGCCGUCAAGCUCUUCUUCAGCGACUACAAUGUCAUCGCCUUCAAGCGUAACUACAACCCCAAGACCCGCAAGCCGAUGCCCCUCGGCUUUGUCCUCCUAGCCACUAUCGACGAGCGAAAUCGUGCAAAGAAGCAGCUGAAUGGACAAAAACUUAUGGGUCGGGCGGUUGAGAUCGAAUGGGGCAACAAGGGCAUCAAGGUCAAUGAGGCUGGCUUCGUACUGUAUGAUGCGGAGGCUACCCCCUCACCAGGUCGAUCUGGCGGAGGACAUGGGGAUGCGGAUACUGUCACUGCACCACACGUGUACGAGCCUACUUAUACUGCACCCAGGCCCCAGAAGUUCCGGCACUGGACUGUGGGAGAAUUGCCGGCGGCAUCGUACCUUGAAGAAGUCCAGUACGCCGCCGAACCCGAACCUACCAACGACUUCCCGGAAGCGCCUCUCCUGCAGUGGGGAAUAGCAGAGCCUAAAGAAACCGAAGAUGGGCAUGGCCGAAGUCCUUCUGUUGGCUGUCGCGAUGGUGCCCAGCAGGCCCAGCAUGCCUACCAGGCACAAGAGGUCUUCACGCAACCGCCUCCACGAGAGAUUUUAGACCGGAGCAUAGCUCAGGAGCAAGCGCAGUACAUACCGAGACCCUGGAAUAUCGCCGGACAUGACAGCAUGGACAGGCGCGUCAACAUAAUCACGGAGCAAGACUGGUACUGGUGGUGGAAAGAGCAGGAGCAGAGGUAUCGCUAG
This is a messenger RNA of Trematosphaeria pertusa, 1656 nucleotides long. RefSeq lists its product as uncharacterized. Gene Ontology annotation, molecular function: RNA binding. Gene Ontology annotation, cellular component: spliceosomal complex. Gene Ontology annotation, biological process: positive regulation of mRNA splicing, via spliceosome. The transcript has 2 exons. Lineage: Eukaryota; Fungi; Ascomycota; Dothideomycetes; Pleosporales; Trematosphaeriaceae. The record is from RefSeq and is a predicted model, not a curated record. Bases 415 to 1656 code for a protein of 413 amino acids.